AUGUCAAAGGUAUUUAGGAUAUUUAAACCAUCCAAUGGUUUGAUCAAGCGUUACCAAAGUCAGAUGCAAAACAAUCGCGGCGCUUGGAGAAUGAAGAUUAAGAAACACGCGUUCUAUUUGUCCGGAUAUUACAAAUAUGGGCUCUAUACGCACGACUUAUUUUACGACGAGGACCCUGUGAUAAGAGAGGCAUUACGUCGACUGCCAAUACAAGUGUUAGACGGCAGAAAUUUUAGGCUCAUACGUGGCUCUCAAUUGGACUUUUUGAAAAUACAGUUGCCCAAGGAAAAAUGGAUCACGUUCGAACAAGAUAUGGAUUAUCGAUAUCUGGACCCGUACAUAGAAGAGAUCAAGGCGGAGAGAGACGAGAUUUAUCAGUUUGGUUGCACUAAUUAUUCUGACAACGACUGGCCUAGUUGCGAAGUAAAAUAA
Molecule: messenger RNA, 432 nt
Organism: Bombus pyrosoma
Lineage: Eukaryota; Metazoa; Arthropoda; Insecta; Hymenoptera; Apidae
Product: cytochrome b-c1 complex subunit 7-like
Exons: 2
Coding region: 1-432 (143 amino acids)
Biological process (GO): mitochondrial electron transport, ubiquinol to cytochrome c
Source: RefSeq, a predicted model, not a curated record